Molecule: messenger RNA, 1629 nt
Organism: Thyridium curvatum
Lineage: Eukaryota; Fungi; Ascomycota; Sordariomycetes; Thyridiales; Thyridiaceae
Exons: 3
Coding region: 1-1629 (542 amino acids)
Biological process (GO): DNA-templated transcription
Cellular component (GO): nucleus
Molecular function (GO): DNA binding; zinc ion binding
Source: RefSeq, a predicted model, not a curated record
AUGGUCAAUCGGCCGGAUCGCCCAACUCCGCCAACGAGCCAGCAGGAUGAGUCUAUCUCUGCCAUGAUGGGUAUCAUCGCCCAGCCCGACGAGGGGACAUCGCAUGUAGUGAGCCCAGCCAUUGCGGACGACGACCGAGUGUUUCAAGAGUAUCUUUCCAAUACGUCAACGGCUCAGAAGAGACGUAUGGUCAAGUUCCAUUUGAACUUGGGUCAGCCAACGAGACAUGCAAGACAGAUACUCUUCAACAUUGUCCCUAAACGCGGCGAAAGGGAAACGGAGAGUCGAUCGAUUGCGGCUUCAAGUUUUGAAGUUAUCGAGAAGCUCAUUGAUCCAUACCAAGAUGACUUGAUUACCCUGUUCUUCGAGAAGAUCAACAUAUGCUUUCCAAUCUUCGACGAGGGCUUGUUCAGGAGGGUUUUCGCAGCACAGAAAGAAAAGAUAUCACCAGGCCUCCUUGCCUUUCUGUACGGCAAUACGCUGAUCUACUGGGACACAUCACCGCUAUUGAGCACGGUUCGAUGCCCAGAUCAUCGUACAAUAUGGACAUUAGCCGAAGACGCCCUCGUCGAGGAAUUGCACUCCACCCCGACAAUCUCGACAAUCAUAACGAUCAUCUUGAACGUUGGUGGCAGGCCUAGUACUCACCCGUUGUGGAACGGCGGCUUACUCGGCUUGGCCGUGGCAUUGGCCAAUUCUUUCGGCUUGAAUCGUGAUCCCUCAGACUGGAAUCUCUCGCCUUCGGAAAAGAAGUUUCGGAUGAGGAUAUGGUGGCUACUUAUCAUAUAUGACCGUUGGUGCAGCAUGGCAUAUGGAUCUCCCACCCUUAUCCAGGAUUCGCAACACGAUGUUCCUAUACUGACGAUAGAUAACAUUUCGAACCCGGGUAUGCCGAGGGAUCAGAUAUUUGCAGCCUCUUGUUUCAUUGCUCUCAUCACCUUGACUGAAGUCUUGGGCCGCUGCCUGGAGCAUGUCUACGACGUUGGCAAGGCCAGCUCAAAGCCGGCCAUGACUCCAAUUGCUCUGGAGAACAUGUUGGCCGGAUGGGAAGAUUCGCUAGAUGAUACCCUUCGGCGACUAGUCAUCCGGGGCACUCAGAUUGUAGGAGCGGGUGCUGCGAAUCUGCGGCUGUCUUACCUGUCCGUGAAGCUCCUCAUCCGCCGCAUCCAACUGGACUGGGAUAAGAUGUCCUUCCAGAUCGAAGACACCGACUCUGAGCAUUACAUACAGGCCAGGCGUAUCUGCGAAGAGAUCGUGGACUUUGUGCGCGAGCUGAACGAGACCCACUGCCGCGACUUCUGGAUUCCUCAACUCGCAUACACCCUCACGUCAGCAACAACAUUUCUCAUGAGAUGCGCCCUCAACUCUCGGGUAGCGCUCAACAACGCCCCUCUCAAGCUAGCGAGGCUCAUGGUCGAUGCCCUGCAGUUCCACCGUCGCAGCUAUGAGUGGGACAUCGCGGACAAUUGCCUCUCCAACUGCUGCGACCUUGUUGAGAAGAUUGAAGCUGGGUUCAAUGAGGCGAGCCCGAGCAACACACUGGACCUGGGCGAUCUCUUGCCGGUGGACAUGGACAUGGAUAUCGCGGCGCUGAACGGCUUGUUCCCAGAGUUUGCGACCAACUUCUAG